Coregonus clupeaformis (lake whitefish) is the source of this 2413-nucleotide messenger RNA. Its product is annotated as transcription factor HES-5-like. Gene Ontology annotation, molecular function: protein dimerization activity; RNA polymerase II cis-regulatory region sequence-specific DNA binding; DNA-binding transcription factor activity, RNA polymerase II-specific. The coding region runs from base 1000 to 1686 and encodes 228 amino acids. Gene Ontology annotation, biological process: regulation of neurogenesis; anterior/posterior pattern specification; regulation of transcription by RNA polymerase II. The transcript is spliced from 2 exons. Gene Ontology annotation, cellular component: nucleus. The record is from RefSeq and is a predicted model, not a curated record. Lineage: Eukaryota; Metazoa; Chordata; Actinopteri; Salmoniformes; Salmonidae.
UAUUUAGUCAAAUAGUCAUCAUUAUAUCUAAAAGACUUUGAAGUUCAAUUAUUAUUUUUUCCCUUCUCUUACUUUCUCACUCUUUCUAUUUCAUCUCCCUGUUUCUCACAGAGCAGGUCUCACAUGGUCCAUUGGGUGAUAACAGUGUCCUAUCUCUCCAGAUGGUGUUCCUGUGAGAGCCCUGUGAGAGCCUUGUUGACUGCACUGUGGAUGGGCAGGAGGGAGGAGGAGGAGGGCCCUGGUCACUCGAGCUUUGUGUGACGGGGCACACUUCCUUUGUGUGUCUGCCCCAGUGUCAUUAACACUGAAGUGUGGGAAGCUCAGGAGCACGGCGGCUCUCACGUUCCACUGGGGCAGGAAGGGAGCGUGUGACUGGGACAGUGCGGGCAGGUGUGUCCUGUGUGUGUGUGUGUGUCUGCAUGUAGCAAUGCUGGCAAUCCAUAUCUACAUGUGUAGCUUUCCAAAACUCAAUUUUGGAUAUAUAUACUGGGUUAAAGUUCAGACUAUACAUGGCAGUUACAACUGUGCAAUGUUUAUAACACAUAAAUCUACUACCUGACAAAUAUACAGAUCACACCAAAGUCUAACUUAAAACUUUAAUGUUACCCAAUCAUCACUCCAUUGAUACAUCUUUACAUGACAUGACACCAAAGAUCCAAGGGUAUGAACAGAUCCUCAUGGAUAUGAAGUUAGGCUAUUGAAAACAACCUGUUUGAUUAAGCUAGUGGACACACAGUAGCCCCAUGAGCUAUUUGACUCACAGUCCUGUCUGUCUCACACCCACGUGUGCCCUGUGCCAAAACACUUUGUGCUCACCCUUUAUUCUGUGAUCCUGGCAAGAGACGAGCACACUCCUUCCUCUGGGGUCACCACUUUCCCAGAUCCACAACGCAGUGCCAUGUCUGCCCCCCUCCCUCCACUCCCUCUCCCUCCCCAUCCCUCCACCUGCUCCCUGGAGGCACACUCUUUGUCCCCUCAGCAAUAAACACUUCAUUGAGCAUGUGGCAGCCCAGCAUCUCUCAAUGCCCUUCCCAGCCCUCUCAUUGGCUCCGGACUGUGAGAAACUCCAACAAGCCCAAGACCCACACAUUCAUAUGGAGAUUUAAGAGUAUAAAUAGGAGGGAGAACCAGAGGGAAGACAGCACAUAUCCAAUUGGCUCUUUACUGAGACUUCAGCUCAACAGAAUUACUACUGCUACAGCCAUGGCACCAACUAUGAUUAGACAGAUGACCAACCCUAAGCAGCACCUCUCACUUACUAAGGUAAGGAAGCCAGUGGUGGAGAAGAUGCGUAGGGAUCGCAUCAACACCAGCAUUGAGCAGCUCAAGUCCCUCCUGGGUCCUGAGUUCCUCCGCCAGCAGCCCGACUCCAAGCAGGAGAAGGCCGACAUCUUGGAGAUGACUGUCUAUUUCCUGAGCUGCCAGCAGCAGGCAGGAAGUUCCUCCACCACGGCAGCCAAUGAGGGCUACUCUCGCUGUGUGCAGGAGGCUGUCAGCUUCCUGUCUCAGUGUGAGGUGAAGACACAGUCCCACAGCUCGCUGUUGAGCCACUUCCAGAGCCUGCAGACAUCCAGCCAACACAGCCAGGCUCCCUGGUCCUUCUCCCCACCGGGCUCCCCAAUCCACCAGGCCACCACCAAGGGUGUGAUGAGCCCCGUCUCCCAUCCACUCUGGAGGCCUUGGUAGAGCAACGCUUCAGACUUUUUCAUGUCAGACAAACGGAACUGGACAGGCCAGUCUAUAUUAUGACAGGCAUGGACAGUGGUGUUCGGAGUGACGGAUGUCUAAUUCUUUUGCAUUUGGUAAGAGAUGCUACGUCGAUAGUCUUCAUGAAGCAAGGCCAGAUGAAGCAAGGGCAUAUUUUGCCAGUAUUCCUUUGAAAGGAAGGAUUCUAUGAAAUGAUUCAGAUUGGUUUGGAUACAUACUCUGUAUAUGAAAAUGUACACUGAUUUAAUAAUGUUUCUAUUAUGCUUGUUCUUGUCUGAGAACGAUAACUCUGAAAGUACAAACAGAGUUAAAUUAUGCUAAUAACAUACUUUUAUUGUAUGUCUAACCCAUAAUGGGUUGCUACUGUUUAUUUGGUGUCUGUGACACCGCCUGUUUGUUUGCAUUUUUAAAAAACUAUUUACAAUGAAUUGUCACUGAAUGAUACAAUGUAUCAAUUUGGUGAUGUAUGAAUAUUAUGCUACAAAUGGAUCCAAUGGAUCUACUCUAAAUGUACAUCAAGUUAUGAUUAUGUAACAUUUAUGUUAUUAAUAAUACAAAUAUUAAAUGUUUAAGGAAAACGCUAAAACGUUAAUUCUAACUUCGAAAUAGACACCUUUCAUAAAAGCAUUUUGUGUAUUCAACAAAAGUUUUUGUAAGUUUGUUUGCCUUUAUUGGUUUAAAUUACACUAUUUGGAGUGACAUGCCA